ACUGCGUCAGACGUAAUAGGAAAAGACUUGCACCAAUGAUGCGUUUCGUCAUCGGUCUGAUUACCCUGUCUUGCCUUUCCUUGUCGGUUCUCAGCGAUGCUGAUGAUCGAGAAGCCCUUAUAUACAAAGUGGACAUUGUUCUGCCCCCUAAGGAGGGGAGGAAUGAGAAAAAGGAUAUACUACGCAUUCGGAAGACAUUGAAACAAUUAUCUGGCAUCCGUGUUCUGUUUUCCUUUAAGGAGCUCGGGAAUCCACUGGUUAUUCUUGUUCUUGACGUUGAGAAAGCAUGUGCAUGGUCCCAGCUGACAGGGUUUCUAUCACGGCGGGGAUAUGAGUUCAGCACGAAAUCCCUCUACCACAUCAGCGACUUCGCCAGGGGGCUCGGUGUCAACAAUUCCGAUGAUCUCUGGGCAACGUCUUUCGAUAGUGAAUACAUUGUGAUUGACAGUGUGAAUCUUCAUGUCAAUGGCCUGUCAACACUGGAGUACUACCAGAUGAUGAAGUGGACAGUUGAGAAAACUAUAACCACCGCCAAAUCCGGCCAGCAAAUGACAUGUUUUAAAACUCUCGCAGCGAAUCCGGUGGAACUGUUCUAUAUCGGGCCAGUUAGGCAAUCUACGAUAGAGUACUAUGAACAAUAUAUGCAUGGACCUCGACGCUAUCAGAAUGAAGUUAAACGAAUGAAAAACCUUGACGACUGCAAAGGAGUGAGCAAAACGGACUAAAUGGUGAUCAAACAACAUGUCCAAGUCAUUGUUAUGAUUUAACAUGUCGUACAGUAAUGUGAACAUAUGAAUAGUAUUGUUCUCAUAUACGAUACCACAAAUUUGACUGAAUAAAUGUAUUCAUUCCA
Haliotis rubra (blacklip abalone) is the source of this 853-nucleotide messenger RNA. RefSeq lists its product as uncharacterized. Lineage: Eukaryota; Metazoa; Mollusca; Gastropoda; Lepetellida; Haliotidae. Bases 36 to 725 code for a protein of 229 amino acids. The transcript has 6 exons. The record is from RefSeq and is a predicted model, not a curated record.